Populus trichocarpa (black cottonwood) is the source of this 2425-nucleotide messenger RNA. Its product is annotated as double-stranded RNA-binding protein 1-like. Lineage: Eukaryota; Viridiplantae; Streptophyta; Magnoliopsida; Malpighiales; Salicaceae. Bases 347 to 1801 code for a protein of 484 amino acids. The record is from RefSeq and is a predicted model, not a curated record. The transcript is spliced from 7 exons.
GUCGGUAUUUUCAACAAAAAUAUAACUUAAUCCUUCAUGAUUGAAAACCUAUAACUUAGAGAAAAGCAAUGUGGAUCAAAGAAUCGACAUAUAUAUAUAUUUUUAAACAUAAAGGACUAAGUUAUAACUGCAUUUAAAUCCAGGGACUAAAAGAUAAUUCACUCAAAAUAUAACAGAACCAUGGAAAAAGAGCAGGUGCAUGCAGGAAGCAUCAUUAACAACAUUAUAAGCGUUUGAUUUCAUGCUACAAAAACCACGACAUUAACAUGAAAUCGUUAACAAAUACUUGCAACAACUCUUCUUCUUCCUCUAGAUAAUUGAGUUUUGAAUCGGAGAUUAGAGAGAAAUGGACAAGACUAAGCUACAGGAGGUGUGCCAUAAGAGGCAAUGGGGCUUGCCAAAAUACUCAGCUAUGAAAGAUGGACCUGAUCACACCCCUUGUUUCAAGGCUUCUGUUUAUGUUAAUGGCAUCUCCUUUCAUUCUUCUGCUUCUUGCAAAUCUUCCAAGGAUGCCCAUAAUGAUGCUGCCAAGAUGGCCUUCCUUCACUUCACUUCUCCCCCACCUCCAACAAAAUUUAGUCUGUCAUUAUCUCUGACUCCUUUACUAUCAGGUUCCUUCAUGAUUCCUGGAACCUUGGCCGACGGACCGGAAACUAAUGAAACAUCUCAGGAACUUGAUAGUCAUUCAAGUGUUUCUGAUCCUAAAAAUUAUGCUUUAAUCUCAAGUGCUGAGCCAAAUGCUGGGGGGCAACAUGUUAAAGAAACAAAUCAAGGAUCAGAUGUUCAAUCCCAUAGUUUGGGUGUCAAAGCUGAUACACCUUUGAAGUACAAGAGCCACCUGCAAAACUAUGCUCGAUGGAAAAACUGUGAUUUGCCAACGUACUCCAACACACGUGAGGGUCCCUCUCAUGCUCCAUGCUUCAAGGCUACUGAUGACUCUGGCUUUUACAAGAAUGCCUUGCAGGAGUUAGCUCAGAGAGAAGAUCUAUCCAUGCCGGUUUAUAAAAUUAUAAAAUCUGGUGCACUUCACAUGCCAACAUUCUUUUCCUAUGUGGAGAUAGAAGGAGAGAAAUUUUAUGGCAAAGCGGGAAAAUCCAAGAAAGAGGCAGAGUUGAAAUCUGCAAGAGCUGCUUAUACUGUUCUGAUGGAGCGUGCAUUGAACAGGAAUGCAGAGUCAGAUCCCCCAAAUUUUUCACCAGAUGAAACUCUCAACUCUACUCCUGGCUUAGACAUGACCACAGCUGUAAAUCUGCAACAGCACCUCAAACAAAAUGGUCAAUUAUCAUCUCCAGUCAUUGUUGAUGAAGAACAUUCUGCAGAAACUAAAGACAUCAUAUCACUCAAAUCUGUUCCUAGCCUGGAACUACACUGCCGGACUUACAUAUCUGGGAUCAUGCUUAUCACAGAUGCAGUUCAAGAGGUAAACUUCGCUGAUCCUAAAUCAGGCAAUGCCAAAGUUGGGCCUGAGGAUUCCAUACUGUCACCAUCACCUGAAAAACCUGCUAUUGUUGAAGUGAUUGGAAAUCAGGAAUCAUCCUCUUGUUCUGAAUAUGUUCCUACCUCAUCACCAGAAGGCUCAUCUUCCUCUACCUGGACACAUAACAGCAGUUCCGCUCCCACAACUUCUGACUCAAAUGUGAGGAAGGCUACAAGACCACGAAGCUACUUGCUUUGCAACAGGGUCAGGGUGUAUCCAUGCUAUCCAGACAUUGCUUUACCAAAUGGCAUCACUGUGAUGCCAAUUAGCGACAACCAAUGGGUGGCUGUGAGCUUGGAGUUCCCAAUGGAACAAGGUUAUUGAUUCAGUGCAAUUGAUAGAUCACUUUCUCCCUAGCAUAUAAUUAUCACCUUGUACUGAGCACUGCCAAAGGCCCAUAGGUAUUAAACUCUAAUCAAUUUUUCUUUGACGCUGAGAAAAAAUGACUUGUAAAAGACCUUUUAAUCGUCAUAACAAGUGUUUGGAACAAAAAAGCAACAAAAAAUCAGAGUUUUCUUAGAAAAUGAAUAUAAGCUAUUGCCUUGAAAGCCUAGUUACAAGAUCACAAGAACAAGAACAAAUGACAAGAAUUCUAUAACAUUUUUUUAAGGAAUGAACACCUGUUAGAUUCACAAGAAGGGUGUCAAAUCCAGCCUCUCGCACCCAUUCCAUUGUUGGAUCAAUAACUUCAUAGACACGAUCAUUAGCUUUAGCCAAUGGCUUAGUACUGUCCAUCUUAGGCUUUCUAUUGAUACGAUGAAGGUCCCAAAUUUGUUAAUCUCUUUCUCCCUGAUGCAUCGCCUUUUUGCGAGUGUGUUCAUUGUUUAAUCAACUUGAUUCCAAUCCCAUCCGCACCUGGCUGGUUCCAGGCACAGGUCUGAUCCCUUUUGUUUUGUUUUUUCUACCUUUUUCAUUUUUUUUAAAAUAAAGUUUCUGUAAAAUAUUUGC